Molecule: messenger RNA, 1098 nt
Organism: Cynara cardunculus var. scolymus (artichoke)
Lineage: Eukaryota; Viridiplantae; Streptophyta; Magnoliopsida; Asterales; Asteraceae
Product: F-box/LRR-repeat protein 4-like
Exons: 1
Coding region: 1-1098 (365 amino acids)
Biological process (GO): SCF-dependent proteasomal ubiquitin-dependent protein catabolic process
Cellular component (GO): SCF ubiquitin ligase complex
Molecular function (GO): protein binding
Source: RefSeq, a predicted model, not a curated record
AUGGAGCGACUUGGAGAGGACGAGCUAACCGCCAUUUUCCAGAGAAUUCACGGAUCAGAUGACAGGAGAUCCUUCCAUCAAGUUUCCAAGCAAUUCUUGAGUGUUGCAUGCAUCCGCCUACUGAAGUUAUACAGUUCAGUUCCUGAUUUCCUCUAUGAGAUCUUACCUGCAUCCCCGAAUCUGGAAUCAUUUGAAUGCUCUAAACCACUUUCGAACACUCAUAUGAAACUCCUGGCGCAGUCAUGCCCCAAGCUCAGGUCCCUCAACCUCAAUUCAGAGGUAAACUCUAAUCCUGAUCAGGCGGAUCUUGUGCCAGGUGAGUUUGAUUUUAACGAUGAUGGCUUGUGUUCAGUCGUGAAUGCUUGUAGUAAUCUGUAUGCAGUGCUCUUAAGUCAGAGAUCAUACAUUGGGGAUGUCGGAGUUGCUUCCCUUAUAAAACAAUCAUCCAAAAGUUUAACAUAUUUAGAUCUGAGCAGAUGUGUUAAUGUCACAGAUGAAUCACUCAAAGCUAUUGGAAAAGCAAGUUGUUUAAGGGUUUUGAGCCUUCAAGGUUGUCGUUUGAUUACCGAUUUGGGUUUAUCUUAUCUGGCAAAUGGGAACGUGAGGAAUUGUUUGGAGGUACUUAAUUUGGCUGAAUGUGAUAAGAUUAGUGAUAAUGGUAUGUUUUGCUUGAAACAGAUGCUUCGUCUAACUGAUCUGAAUUUGUCAAAGUGUGGGGUUAAUGUGACAAGCAAAGGGAUUUUGUCCCUAUGCCAACUCCCAAACAUAGAGAGACUGGACUUGUCUUGGUUGAUUAACAUUACAGAUAUGACACUGACUGUAAUUGCUAGUGAGUUUGUUAAACUCAAAGCGCUCUAUUUGACCGGUUGUAAGGCGAUAAGUGGUGAUGGUCUGUGUCAUUUUGCUUUUCAUGGAACCCUGGAGGAACUGCAAUUGUUUUCUUGUAACAAUAUUUCUGGCGAGAAUGUGGAGUUGCUUGUCUUAACCUGCAAGAAACUGACAUAUCUUGGGGUAAACAAGACGAUGAUCAAGAUGCCGAUGCUGGAGUCAGUUGAGGAUAGGUUUUAUAUGGGAAAUUGCUGGAUAGAUUGGCAAUGA